GGUGAAGGUGGGCUGCCUUUACACUGGAGAUGGUCAAGAAUUUUAACUAUUUCUAUUUUCAUGUGCAGCCUUAAGAAAGGGUCAAUUCCUAAUCCUCAUUCUCACUGAAACUUCCUCCAUAUAUCAUGUCCUUUGGGUUUAUUAUUAUCAUGUGAAAUGUGUUUCUGGUUACUAUUUACCAACCGUAAUAAUAUUAUAUGGAGAGCAUAAAUCCAAUCAGAGUAUAUUCGUUCUCAAAGUUCACAAGAAAACAAUCUAUCUCAAGAAUCUUGUCGAUGGCGCCUUCUCUUCUGCGAUAUACUCUCUUGGUCUUCAUUUCCAUUGCUGUCUGUUCUUUCAAUGUUCAACUUUCUUCUGUUGAACAACUUGGGAAGCCGCUGCAAAAUACUUCAAUCAAAGACCAAUUUCUUGGACUUGCGAAUGAUGAAACCACGGUCAACUGGAUGAAGAAGAUAAGGAGGGAAAUCCAUGAGUACCCGGAACUCGGUUAUGAAGAAUUUGAAACUAGUAAAAUCAUCAGGCGUGAACUUGACAAACUUGGUGUUUCUUAUAGAUGGCCGGUGGCGAAGACCGGCGUUGUAGCCACAAUUGGGUCUGGUUCUUCUCCUUUUGUUGCUUUAAGAGCGGAUAUGGAUGCUUUGCCCAUUCAGGAAUUCACCGCAGGAACUGGCGGAAUGGAAGCACAAGAGCAAAGUAGAUGGCAAAAUGCACGCUUGUGCUCAUGAUGCGCAUGUUACCAUGCUCCUUGGUGCUGCAAAGAUACUGCAAGAAUUGCGACAAUCUUUAAAGGGUACUGUUGUCCUUAUAUUUCAACCGGCUGAGGAACGGGGCACCGGUGCAAAAGAUAUGAUCCAAGAAGGCGUGCUUGAAAACGUUGGGGCCAUUUUCGGUAUACAUCUGGUGCAUAAAUAUCCCACUGGUGUUGUUUCAUCGCGUCCUGGAGGAUUUCUAGCGGGAUGUGGGAGCUUUAAGGCUAAAAUUAGUGGCAAAGGAGGACAUGCUGCAAGUCCACAAAACUCUAUUGAUCCAAUUUUGGCAGUUUCAUCAUCUGUAAUUAGCUUGCAAAAUAUUGUUGCUAGGGAGAUUGACCCUUUAGAUUCUCAGGUGGUUUCUGUAAGCAUAAUUGAUGGAGGUAAUUCAUACAAUAUUAUCCCUGACUCAGCUACAAUAGCCGGAACUUUCAGAGCCUUCAGUAAAAAAAGCUUCUCAUCACUUCGGGAAAGGAUAGAAGAGGUUAUCAAGGGGCAGGCGGCUGUGCAUCGGUGCUCUGCAGAGGUUGAUUUUGAGGGAAGGGAGCAUCCCACAAUUCCUCCAACGGUGAACGAUGAAAGGAUAUAUGAACAUGUAAAGCGGGUCUCAGUUGAGUUAUUAGGAGAAGAAAAAGUAGAAGUGGCUCCAUGUUUCACAGGGAGUGAAGACUUUGCUUUCUAUUUGAAUGAAGUUCCUGGAUCCUUCCUGUUUUUAGGCACGAGGAAUGAAAAGGCAGGGGCCAUAUAUCCUCCACAUAGCCCUUACUUCUUUGUUGAUGAGGAUGUAUUUCCCAUUGGAGCAGCCAUACAUGCAGCAUUUGCACAUUCAUAUCUUUCAAAUCCACCUAAUAAUAAGAGUUCUUGCUAAUUAUUUGUAACAUGUAUGUAUAUUCUCUGCCAAUCUCCCUUGCUUCAAGCCGCCAAGUAACAGAGAAACAUGUUUUAUCCGGCGGUCAAAAUGAUGUCGAGGCUUGACAAAACUAACCAUGCUGCCACUAGUUUGUUCUGUUAAUUGCACUUAAUGCAUUGUAGUACUAGAAAGCUAGCCACUUCUAACUGAUAGUGCUUUUCUAGUUUAAAAAAGAGAGGGUAAAUUUAUUGUUCGGAGAUACACUGAUGUUAAUUUUAAGAGUUACAAAAAUGACUAUCAUUGUAGUCAGGUUAUGUGUUUUA
Mangifera indica (mango) is the source of this 1922-nucleotide messenger RNA. Its product is annotated as IAA-amino acid hydrolase ILR1-like 4. Gene Ontology annotation, molecular function: IAA-Ala conjugate hydrolase activity. Gene Ontology annotation, cellular component: endoplasmic reticulum. The transcript has 5 exons. The record is from RefSeq and is a predicted model, not a curated record. Lineage: Eukaryota; Viridiplantae; Streptophyta; Magnoliopsida; Sapindales; Anacardiaceae. Gene Ontology annotation, biological process: auxin metabolic process. Bases 634 to 1617 code for a protein of 327 amino acids.